Molecule: messenger RNA, 1741 nt
Organism: Oncorhynchus keta (chum salmon)
Lineage: Eukaryota; Metazoa; Chordata; Actinopteri; Salmoniformes; Salmonidae
Product: rho-related GTP-binding protein RhoV
Exons: 3
Coding region: 165-884 (239 amino acids)
Biological process (GO): small GTPase-mediated signal transduction
Molecular function (GO): GTP binding; GTPase activity
Source: RefSeq, a predicted model, not a curated record
GUCGCAUCACACCUUCAUUCACAAACCAUCAAAGUGACGAUAGAGGAGACAUUGCUGUCCAGGAUCAUACAGAAACCAAAACUGUUCUAGAGAAUCGCACAUCAAAAUAAGACUGAUCAUUUCUGCACCGGGAAGUUACUAUUCUUCACUUUGAGUUGUUGGACAUGCCACCUCAAAUGGAUUAUUAUUGUGAAGAAUCCCGCGUCCCGUCUUCAUGCGGACUGAUGAGCCAAGAGUCCGGGUUGGAGAGGGAGCCAGCGGCUAUCAGCUGUAUGCUGGUGGGGGACGGGGCGGUGGGCAAGACAAGCAUGAUAGUCAGUUAUACCACAAAUGGAUACCCCACGGAAUACAAACAGACCGGCUUUGAUGUCUUUUGUGGUCAAGUCCAAGUAGAAGGAGCCCCGGUUAGAAUACAACUAUUGGACACAGCUGGACAGGAGGUGUGUGAUGAAUUCCGCUCCCUCUCCUACUCCCACACGGACGUCUUCCUGCUCUGCUUCAGUGUGGUCAACCCCACCUCCUUCCACAAUGUCACCAAAAAGUGGAUCCCCGAGAUCCGAGCCUGCAACCCCUCAGCUCCCAUCAUCCUCGUGGGCACCCAGUCCGACCUCCUGCUGGACGUCAACGUCCUGAUCAACCUGGACCGUUGCCGGGUCAAACCGGUGCUGACCAAUCGGGCGCAGAGCAUGGCGGUGAAGAUCAGAGCGGUGGACUAUGUGGAGUGUUCUUCGUUGACACAGAAGAACUUAAAAGAGGCGUUCGACGCGGCCAUCUUUGCUGCCAUCAAACACAAGGCCAGGAAGGAGAAGAAGAGGCGGUUGUCGGACAGACGCAGCAAGGCCUUCUCUAAAUGCAGCUGGAAGAAGUUCUUCUGUUUUAUCUGAGAUACAGACCCCAUUGGUCACAGACAGAAAGACUAUUAUUUAUUAACUUAUGAAGAAUUUGUAAGAGCAAUGGAACUUUAGGAUUAUCCAGCAGUGCUGAAUGAACUGAGCUCUAUGGACCUAUAAAACGGUUUAGUUCUCUCCUGGUCUGGAGACAGUAGUAUAGAUACCGAGGCUCGCUUUGCCAAUAGUCUGUGGUUGGGUGUCUGGUCUGCUCUGAGCAGGCUCUCUCUCUCUCCUUAACUCUUUCUCUGUGGAUUGAGUUUGCUUUGAUUAGUGAUUUACAUUGAUCAGAACAAAAGCAGGGUACAUUAGCAUGUCUGAUUAUUCAGGUUGACAGAUAGUCACUAUCCAAAAGUCUGUUAAGUAUGCCUACAAGGUUUUAGGUAACCAAGUGAGAAGCGAAAUAAUAGAGAGAAUAUUAAAACCAUGUACAUCACAAGCAUCCUGUCAGUGGGACAAGGCCGUCAUGUAAAUGUUAUGAACUCAUUUGCAUGGUCUGGAUUGGUGCCCAUUCCAACCUGAGAUUUUACUCCCCUUGACUGUACCGUACGGUAGUACCGUGUAGCUCAGUUGGUAGAGCGUGGGGCUUGCACCGCCAGGGUUGUGGGUUGGAUUCCCAUGGGGGACCAGUGGGGUGUGAGUGGGUUGAGAGAGAGAGAGAGAGAAGACGGUUGUUAGCCUUUUCUCCUUUGUGUUCUGUGCUGCCGAGCCACACAGACCCAGACCUAUUCAUAUGCAACAGUGUAUGUAGGCUGAAGUCACAGCGCUAGGCUAGGUGCUAACUUCUUCACUGUGUAUGUAGGCUGGAGUCACAGCGCUAGGCUAGGUGCUAACUUCUUCACUGUGUGUGAACU